UAAUCAGCCAUGCUUACCUCUUUACGCUCCACUAAACCCUCUUCUCUCACUCUCUUUCUCGCGGCCUAGCUCGAUACACUCUGGUUCCAAGAGGUAAUGUUCAUCUUCUUCGUUUGCUGCUCUCCCCUGCUUAUCAAUUUCCGCAUUUGGCCCUGUGUUGGUGGUUUGAAGGGUGAUUCGGUGACUAGAAUCCGGGAAGAAUUUUGGAAGAAUGGGGUACAUUGGUGCGCAUGGUGUGGCUGCGCUGCAUAGGCAUAAGUAUAGCGGCGUGGAUCAUUCCUACGUCGCCAAAUAUGUGCUCCAACCCUUUUGGAGUCGCGUCGUUAAUUUCUUCCCCCUUUGGAUGCCUCCAAACAUGAUAACACUUACGGGAUCCAUGUUCUUAGUCAUCUCUAUGCUGCUUGGCUAUAUUUAUUCACCUCGCUUGGACUCACCUCCUCCAAGAUGGGUUCAUGUUGCACAUGGAUUGCUACUUUUUCUCUAUCAGACCUUUGAUGCUGUUGAUGGGAAGCAAGCAAGACGAACUAAUUCAUCAAGUCCAUUAGGGGAGCUUUUCGAUCAUGGAUGUGAUGCCCUUGCUUGUGCGUUUGAAGCAUUGGCUUUUGGGAGCACGGCUAUGUGUGGAAGAUAUACUUUCUGGUUCUGGGUAAUUUCAGCCAUUCCAUUUUAUUGUGCAACAUGGGAACACUAUUUCACCAAUACCCUUGUUCUUCCGGCUAUCAAUGGACCAACAGAGGGCCUCAUGCUUAUUUAUUUGAGUCAUUUUUUCACAGCUAUUGUAGGUGCUGAGUGGUGGGCUCAACAAUUUGGAAAGUCUAUUCCCUUUGUAAUUGGGCUGCCAUUUAUUCAUGAAAUUCCCACAAACAGAGUUGUGCUGUUUCUGAUGUCAGUUUUUGGUGUCAUACCAACAGUCACUUACAACAUACGCAAUGUUUAUAGGGUAGUUCAGGGAAGAAAAGGAAGCAUGCUGCUGGCACUAGCAAUGCUUUGCCCUUUUGCUGCACUCUUGGGAGGAGUUCUUGUAUGGGACUAUCUGUCUCCAUAUGACAUAAUGGGGGACUAUCCGCAUUUAGUUGUAUUGGGAACUGGACUUGCUUUUGGUUUCCUUGUGGGAAGGAUGGUCCUGGCUCAUUUGUGUGAUGAACCAAAGGGGUUGAAAACUAACAUGUGUGUGUCACUACUGUAUCUCCCUUUUGCCAUUGCAAAUGCACUCACGGCGAGACUGAAUGAUGGGGCUCCUUUAGUUGAUGAGAGUUUGGUUCUUCUUCUUUACUGUCUAUUCUCAACUGCACUUUAUUUGCACUUCGCCACAUCGGUUAUUCAUGAAAUCACAGCUGCGUUGGGAAUUUAUUGCUUCAGGAUAACUAGGAAGGAAGCUUGAAUUUUGCCGGUAUUUUCUUUUGGAUAUGCCCUUCCCAGGAAUUAAGUCAAGAAUGACGCUUCUCCGUUGAGGUUUUGGUUAUUUAUUUUACUUAUAAAACAUUGAUUACAUUUCUGUCUCCGGGUCUUUGUACUUGAGGCUCAAUUUAAUCAUAUCUUUACCUUUGUAGUAGAUUUAUUCGUUUUCCAAGUAGAGUUAGGCCAGUUUAGAUGUGUAAA
This is a messenger RNA of Juglans microcarpa x Juglans regia, 1599 nucleotides long. RefSeq names its product choline/ethanolaminephosphotransferase 1-like. The transcript has 20 exons. The record is from RefSeq and is a predicted model, not a curated record. Gene Ontology annotation, biological process: phospholipid biosynthetic process. Gene Ontology annotation, cellular component: membrane. Gene Ontology annotation, molecular function: phosphotransferase activity, for other substituted phosphate groups. Bases 212 to 1381 code for a protein of 389 amino acids. Lineage: Eukaryota; Viridiplantae; Streptophyta; Magnoliopsida; Fagales; Juglandaceae.